Molecule: messenger RNA, 2132 nt
Organism: Schizosaccharomyces japonicus yFS275
Lineage: Eukaryota; Fungi; Ascomycota; Schizosaccharomycetes; Schizosaccharomycetales; Schizosaccharomycetaceae
Product: TOR signaling pathway transcriptional corepressor Crf1
Exons: 2
Coding region: 39-1526 (495 amino acids)
Biological process (GO): regulation of ribosomal protein gene transcription by RNA polymerase II; positive regulation of ribosome biogenesis; positive regulation of ribosomal protein gene transcription by RNA polymerase II
Cellular component (GO): nucleus
Molecular function (GO): transcription coregulator activity; transcription coactivator activity
Source: RefSeq, a predicted model, not a curated record
UCGUCCCGUUCACGCAUAGCAGUACCUUCUCGCAACAAAUGGCUUCAACGUGUGAAAUGAUGCAAAAACCGUCUCCCGUUGAAGGAGACGAUGGUUUAAUUAACGAGAAAGCCGUGGGCGAGAAAUUGACCGCUGGCGUGUUCCUGAACGAGAACUUCGUAAAAUAUGAUGGAAACAAUUAUUCUAUAGACGGGAGUGCUGUAGGUACUAGUAUGACCCCAGAAAAAGAAAAUAACUCAUCUGCGAGUUCGACGACAUCCGAGGAGCCAUGCGCUGCACUAGCAACAAACGGGAAACCGGCUUAUACGGCGAGUUUUAAUAUCCAGGAAAUGGGAAAGCUCUCUCUAGCCGUUGAAAAUGAAUUGCCAGUACAGGAGAAUGACGACGAGACGGUAAUUGAAGGAUUGCCCGGCACUGAUGAUUCUCCACUCCUUUCGGAGAAAGGAAUGAUAGAUGCUCCAUUUGCUUCAAGCUUCUUAAACGACAUUACGGAUGCUAUCGUCGCCCUUCCUGAUGAGCUUGAUAUCGACUUGCUUGCUUUCGACACCGAGCAACAAGAAAAUGCAAUUUUCUAUCCGCACGUCAAUAUGGAUGAACGUCUUGAAGAUGACUUUUUGAUGGGCUUCCUUAGCUCAGAAGAUGAAAAAGAAUCAACUGGUGACGAACAAGAUGAUGUUGAUUUAAUUGGUUGGGAAUGCUUCUUCGAUAGUUCCGGUGAUGAAAUGACUGACUAUGACUUGAAUGAUUUUAGUGAGGCCACUGACGAUGAGCUCCCUACGUUUUUACCAACAAAAGAGGUUAAUGAGCAACGUGUCUCUUCUCAAUGUGUUGCUGAAGUUCAUGUCAAGGACUCGAACGACUCUGAGGCUUCGGACUUGCCUGUUUUGGGAGUCUGGGCCCUGGAAAUGGAGGAACCCAAUGCCAUUAUUGAUGGCAGUCAUACUCUUCACGUCCAUGAUGACGGUAGUUUUGAAGAAGUUGUGCCGUUUCCUAUUUCUGAGUCUAUAUCCUAUGGAAGUGUUGAUGACACUACAGAAAAAGAGGAUACUAGCGUUCGUGAAACAAAUCUUGAGGAAAUUCUCGAUACUUCUCUUAUUCAAAGCACAAGCAGGUCAACCAUCUCGGAUAGUUGUACAAGUGUUGAGCACAAGGAAGAUAAAUCGCUCAGUCGCUGGGAUAGGAUUCCCAUCGGCACUUUUCGUCGUAACCAGUACAUUCGUUCCAUGGCCAUAAAGGAAGAACUUGUUCGUGAUGAGUGGUGCACGCUUGCACAAAAGACGCGUGAAAAACGCAGACAGAAGCUUCGCUCUGCUGGCGGCGCAAAGUUCAAGUUCAGGAAGGCGCGCCGUGCUUUAAAGCGCCGUGCUCGCAAACUCUCAUUCCAUCAGGUGCAUUCUGAUUUUCAAUCUGCCCUUGAAGAAAGAGAUGGCCUCAAUGACUCUUUUUCAAAAUUGGAACAAAAUGGUUUUGGUUUGACACCAGAACUUUCUCCGUUGUUUGAGACAAUUGGAUUUAGUGAGAUCUAGGGAUUUCACCAGUGUAUAAUUGUCCUAACUCGUAUCAGGAGGGUUAUGUAAAAUAAGUUUCUUUUUUCUGGACUUCUGGACUCAAGUGGUCUACUAGCAAAAUAUUGCUGUGCUUGCUGUUUCUAUUAUAAGCUAGCCAACGUAAACGAGUUUUGUUGCAGGUUACACGUCGCCGACUACUGGUUUGUUGUGCCAUCGUUAAUCUUUGACAUCACCUUGCAGGAUCUCUUUUAUUACGCGAUACCCGUACAAGAGAAACGGUGAUUUCAUGUACGGUCUCUUACAUGGCUUUUCUAUGAUUGCCUUGGGAAUGAUUCCCCAUUUAUGCUUUCCAAAAAAAAAGAGAGAAAAUGAAAAAAAACCAUAAAAAGCUAAGUCACUUGUCUUUACAGGUCCUUUCCGUGGAGUGCAUCUUUUUAAACUUUCACUGCUGCAUUCCGUUCUAUUAUUCUUCCCCUGCCUUUAUUUUUUGUUUCUGCUUUCGUUUGGAUUUUGUUUUCUUCGACUUGUGUAGUUGGGUAAGUCGGAUUCUUGGGUUUGUCUGUGCAUUUUUUGUUUCAUUAAUGAAUAUACUAUAUAUUAUAUAUAAAUUUUAUUAUUCAAAAA